CGCCUCGAGCAACGAUCACAACGACGCCGAGACGCUUUGUGACCUCAAAAGCAUGUACUUGAGCGACUACAUCGAGGUGUCUGCUGCGCAGGAGGCUUCUCGACCCGAGGCCACCUCAACUGUUCCGCAACAGUCUAGCCAACCGUCCCAACCAUCUAGCCUGUGGCGUCACAUGCUGAAACGUCUGUCCAGUCGUCGUCGCCGCGAGAGCCAAGACAUUACAACCGUCACUCCACCCAUGGCCUUCCCAGACGUUCACACCGACCUGAGCAUGUGCUAUGCCGCCCAGCAUGAGCUAGAAAACAGUCUCAAUGUUAGCGGUGUUAGCUCCAAUGUGCCAGUGGACGUGUACGCCGAGUCUCCCAACCCUCACCGGAAGCCUUCAAUCAUUCGUGAUGGUCCAGGCAUGCAGGCAAACGGUCGCUUCUCGCGUCGCUUCAGCGACUGUCCGUCGGAGGACUCUUUGCCGCGAGAAGAUGUGGUUUACAGUGUCACCUCGCGUCGGCGCCUGUCCAUGGUGCCCAAUCAGAUGGUGGCCUUGAACCGCCUGCAACUUGAAGAUGCACCCACACCAUCCAAGAUGCAAUCCCCGGGGUUGGGCAUUGGCAAAGCCUUGCGCACCUUGGGUCAAGACAGUCCUAAUCCGCUGUACGAGGAGCCACGUGAUCGCAUUCCACAGCAGCCGCUCUAUGCCCCCACCAGCGGAGUCAAUUUCGCUCACAUGGAUGACGAUGUUUUGGCUGACCUCGUGGCGGAAGGCGAUAUCGUGGAAUUGCAUCCGGAUGUUCAGGAUACAAGCGAUUUUAGCGUUGCCAUUACAGAUUUGGAUAGCUUGGUAGUGGAUGAGAACAGCCGUACAGGUCUGGCCCCUCACUUUCGUCGUCUUCUGGCGGAGAAGCACAUGGCCACGCCCCCGCAAGGUCAACGCCGAGGCACACCACUUGGGGAGCUGCAAUCCAGUCCCCUCAUGUAGGCGACCAUUCAGUGCUCGGUUUCGGAGCUGGACUGGCAGAGAGAAAAGAAAGAUGUAGUACUUGAAGAAAGCUUGAUUGUGUUACCCAUGAUUUUGUUUGUGCGUAUGCAUGUGUGUGCUCUUCCUUCGUGGCUUGUGGAUGACCGGGCGUUGAGGGAAGAGAAUGGCCUUUCAGUUUCCGAACAACUUUGUGUCACAAACUUGGCUCAUCAAAUUUAGCCAAGUCUUAUUUAUGAUUCUCAACGCAUAAUUGAUAUUUCAACUUUUC
This is a messenger RNA of Monosiga brevicollis MX1, 1241 nucleotides long. RefSeq lists its product as uncharacterized. The coding region runs from base 53 to 973 and encodes 306 amino acids. NCBI's taxonomy places the organism in Eukaryota, Choanoflagellata, Craspedida, Salpingoecidae. The transcript is spliced from 7 exons. The record is from RefSeq and is a predicted model, not a curated record.